This is a messenger RNA of Exophiala bonariae, 1668 nucleotides long. RefSeq lists its product as uncharacterized. The record is from RefSeq and is a predicted model, not a curated record. NCBI's taxonomy places the organism in Eukaryota, Fungi, Ascomycota, Eurotiomycetes, Chaetothyriales, Herpotrichiellaceae. Bases 1 to 1668 code for a protein of 555 amino acids. The transcript is spliced from 8 exons. Gene Ontology annotation, molecular function: oxidoreductase activity, acting on CH-OH group of donors; flavin adenine dinucleotide binding.
AUGCUAGGUGGCACCGCUGGGUGUAGACUCGCAUACCGACUUGCAGAUGCUCCAACAAAACCCUCGGUCCUCCUCCUCGAGACUGGAGGAAAUCCAACCGGUGACACGAUUUCGUCUCCGUAUGAUCGAUACACUCCAGCCUUCACGCGGCCGGACCUCGACCAUGGGUAUAGCACUGUACCUCAAAAGGAGCUCAACAACCGGAUAAUUCCAUAUCUCAGGGGUAAAGGCCUCGGCGGAAGUAGUAUACUCAAUUUCAUGAUUUACCUUUAUGGCUCUAAGGAGGAUUACGACAGGUGGGCAAGUCUCGUCGGUGAUGAAUCUUGGGACUGGGAGCACACAAAGGAGAUCUUCAAAAGUAUUGAGAACUACCACAGCUCUGCCUCUGCAACGUAUUCGGAGUAUGCAGACCCAGUGUCGGACGAACAUGGUCACGAAGGAUCUGUGGAUAUCUCACUGCCAACGCGUCUGGAGAGAGGUGUCGACAUCUUCCUGGACGCUGGUCAUGAAUUUGGAUAUCCUCGAAACCUCGACCACAACUCAGGAAACCCCAUCGGACUGGGUGUUUUCCCCGCGACGUACUAUCGAGGCACGCGGACAACCAGUGCAACUGCUCACCUCUCAAAAGUUCCAAGCAAUCUGGCUGUGAUGACAGAUUCAACGGCCACGAAGAUCCACUUCGAGGGCAAACGGGCCACAGCAGUAGAGCUUGAGAACCGACAGAUAGCAACCGCACGGAAAGAAGUCAUUCUAGCAGCCGGUGCAUUCGACUCGCCAAAGCUGCUGCUUCUCUCUGGAGUGGGUCCAGUGUCUCAAAUCGAAUCCCACAAUAUCCCCGUAGUCCACGAGCUGCAAGGAGUUGGCAAGAAUCUUCAAGAACACCCCAUUGUCUUCCUAAAUGUUGAGGUGGGCUCUGCCCUGUCGGAAAAGUACGCCUUUGAAGCCGACGCUGCUGCGAUGAAAGAAGCACGAGAGACGUGGCUCAAGGACAAAACUGGGCCUCUAUCACAUCACAACGGAACAGUCUGGGGAGGCUUCUUGAAGCUGCCUGAGCUGGAAAAGACGGAAGAGUAUAAAGAGCUGGAUGCCGAUGUCCGCGUAUACAUGGAAAAACCUACCGUGCCCGCAUUCGAAACAGCAUUGAGUGCUCCCAUGCUUCCACCUGGACACGAGUUGCCCGCGGGCCAUGCUUACCUUACCGACGUUGUGUUUUUGAUGAAUCCCCAAUCUCGAGGACAGAUCGCUUUAGCUUCUAGUGAUCCAAAGGAUGCACCCUUGAUCGACAUUGCGUUCCUGGACCAUCCGUUUGAUAGAAGAGCAAUGCUCCUGGCUAUCAGGGAGAGCAUGAAUUUCUUUGAGAACUCGGCAUUGGCGAAGUACUUCAAGGGCUACAUAUUGGGUCCCAAGAGUACUUCAGAUGAAGACAUCAAUACCUUUAUUCGAGAGCAAGUAGGGCCAGUAUGGCAUGCCAAUGGAACAGUCAUGAUGGGCAAGGCCGAUGAAUUAGAUUCAUGUGUCGAUACCAAAUUCCGUGUGCAUGGACUCCAGAAUCUCAGGGUUGCUGAUCUCAGCGUGUGCCCCUUGACUGCCAAUAAUCACCCACAGAGCUUGGCAUAUUUGAUUGGUGAAAAAGCAGCCCGAUCAAUUAUCGAGGAUUGGAAGCUUUGA